AUACUCCCGCAGGCUCAAUCCUAUAGAUACAUAUGUUUGUCUCUGUUUAGUGUAGCUUCUUUGUUUCAUCGAGUUUUAACUCGCAACGAUUCUAAAGAAGUUUUACUUCAAAAGAAAAAAGAACUUUAACUACCGACAGAGUUGAUAUUUAUUUGGCCAACUAUAACGCACCAGGAAGCCACACUGGUCUAACGAUCAAUUAAACGUUCAAAGUAACAAGCCAAUUAUUUCUAUGGCAUUGCCAAUGCGUUACGAUAUACAGUCAUUAGACGGUCGCUGCUUGUACACGGUUCCGCCAUGUGGUUAAGUAUACUAAGUAUACAUAGUUUCUUUUUCGCGCUAUGGAUGACACAGAGAGUGGGAUCCCAUUCGCACCACAACAACAUGUCCGCACACGAGUUUACGACAUCGCCGGACGAGGUGGGGCCGAUGCUACCGGACGAUGGAUUCCAGACCUCCACCGUUAUCGCCGGCCUCAUGCCGGACUCCUUCGGUGAAAUGUUCAAUUUCCUCGAUGGCGACAGCUUCGGCAUAGGUCCGAUGCACGAGUUUGUGUACGGGUGGCAGGCGAUCGUGAACACCAUGAGCAUGAAGAACAACGUGGAGGUGCGGAAACGCGCUGGAUUGCAGCGGUUCGCGCUGGCUGGCAUCAACGGGAUCACUCUGGUGUCGCACAUCGGUGUCACCGAGAUCAUGAUCAACGGCACGCGCUCCUACUGCUUCGGUGGCGUCUCGCGUCCGCCGGGCCGACGCAGCGUUAUCUGCAAGGGCGCGAUGUACCAGGAGGGCCGAUUCUCGUGCAGGGUUCCUUACCUGCGCUUCCCGACCUCGCUAGGCUACCGGUACUGCAUCGAUAAGUACGCCGCAGUGAACUCGCUCGACGGCACCUACAAGACGACGUACUGCGCUCGCGGCGAUUCGGUACCCAAGUUCCAUUACGACUACAUCUGCGAGCGGCGCGACGUCAAAAUCAAGCGGAUCAACCUCACUGACCCUAACGAGAGGUUCAACGUUCGCAACCCGGUCGUGCGCCGCGCAGAGUACUACAGGGCACCCUACGACAUCCUCAAGGCCUGUCCAGACUGGUACGGCUGCAACCUGCUCAUAUCGUCCGAAUCGAAGCACCAGGAAAACCUCGUCCCCCUGAUCGAUGCCAACGAGACAGCCUUCGUGGGACACGGCGGGAAAUAUUGGCUCGCCCUCUACUACACACAGCUAUCAACGUACGCGAUAUACUUCCAAGCCCACGGCGAGUACCCGUGGCAGUCCAACCGGCCUAUCGUCUCGAUCGACAAGGGCGGCAUCUGGGAGCAACUGCUGAAAGCCAACAUCGGCCCGGACAUGAACCUGCACUACAACUUAAACGGCAUCUACAACCGCUACCCCGGCGGCAAUGUCGCGCCCGACAUCAUGAGGAACGAUGGCCAGGUGCAGCCGGCCAACUUCCGCACGGAGAACCGCGAUGUGCCAUCAGACGUGAUCGUCGACAACGGGGAACAUGUCGUCGGCGGACCUGGAGGUGGUGCUCAGACCGGCGGUAUGGGGUACAAGUUCAUACACGACAGCCAAAUACAAGCCAGCUUCGACCACGGAAAGAAUGUCUAGCUUUGCCUCAUGUAUAUUAAUCAAAAAGAAAAUAAGUUACGGAC
This is a messenger RNA of Parnassius mnemosyne (clouded apollo), 1649 nucleotides long. NCBI's taxonomy places the organism in Eukaryota, Metazoa, Arthropoda, Insecta, Lepidoptera, Papilionidae. The record is from the annotation of a GenBank genome assembly.